AUGGUUCAAGAAAAGUACGUUGUGCCUCUGCCUGCAGCGGGUUGGAGCCCAGCUCAGGAAAAUAAAAAAUAUUUCAAACGUAGUGAACUUGCAAAAAAAGAAGAGGAAGCAUAUUUUGAAAGAUGUGGCUAUAAGCCUAUAAGUGAGAAGCCAUCUGGAGAGAUACAGCCAAAAGAGGAGGACCAGAAACCAUUAACUUCAUCGAAUCCAGUAUUAGAACUUGAACUGGCAGAGGAAAAAUUACCCAUGACUCUAUCCAGGCAAGAGGUAAUCAGAAGAUUGAGAGAAAGAGGAGAACCAAUCAGACUGUUUGGAGAAACUGAUUAUGAUGCUUUUCAACGAUUAAGAAAAAUAGAAAUCCUCACACCAGAAGUUAACAAGGGCUUGAGGAAUGAUCUGAAAGCAGCUUUGGACAAGAUCGAUCAGCAGUACCUCAAUGAAAUUGUGGGUGGUCAGGAACCUGGAGAGGAAGACACACAGAAUGACUUGAAAGUCCAUGAAGAAAACACCACGAUUGAAGAGUUAGAGGCUCUGGGAGAGUCCUUGGGGCAGGGCGAUGAUCACCAGGACAUGGAUAUCAUCACCAAAUUCCUGAAGUUCCUGCUUGGCGUUUGGGCUAAAGAAUUGAAUGCCAGAGAAGAUUAUGUGAAACGCAGUGUGCAGGGUAAACUCAACAGCGCUACGCAGAAGCAGACUGAGUCCUACCUCAGACCGCUUUUCAGAAAGCUCCGCAAACGGAAUCUUCCUGCUGAUAUUAAAGAAUCAAUAACAGAUAUUAUUAAAUUCAUGUUGCAGAGAGAAUAUGUGAAGGCGAAUGACGCUUACCUUCAGAUGGCCAUUGGAAAUGCUCCCUGGCCUAUUGGAGUCACCAUGGUUGGUAUCCAUGCCAGAACUGGCAGGGAAAAGAUUUUUUCCAAGCAUGUUGCACAUGUAUUAAAUGAUGAAACUCAGCGGAAAUAUAUUCAGGGACUGAAGAGGCUGAUGACCAUUUGCCAGAAGCACUUCCCCACAGAUCCGUCAAAAUGUGUGGAGUACAAUGCCCUGUGAGGCCCACAUGCAGUGCGCAGACAACAGUUAGGGACUAAGGAGGCAGUGCACAGACUUUUGCGUCCCCAGCAGGAGUGAAGGGGAAGAAACUGGAGCUUCCGGUCUCGGAAUUCUGUCUACAGAACUGUGCUGGCUCUCACAUCUGACUGCAAACUGAUUUUUGUGUCUUGCUUUCAUUUUAAGUUAUGAAAAAUUAAGUUCUAAAGACUUACCCCACAACUUAAGUAUGCAGACUGCGGUAACGGGGAUUUGAAAUGACUGACCUGAAAGUUGGUGGUAAAUAAUUAAAAAGGAUGGACUUAAUUUUUUUAUGAUUUGCACACACUCUUAUGUACUAUUUAUACAACAUAUUUUUGUAUAUUUCAACAAAAAUGGAUCCAUUGAGAUUUUAACCUUUGCCGUCUUGCAGUAUAAUGUAAAUGUUGGUACUGUUUGCUUACAUAUUAUUUUUCUUGUGUUUCAAAGCUUGGCUUUAUCGUCAAGAGUAUACAUCAUCGUAUUUGUCAUCUCAGGAAAGAAGAGAAUUAAUAGGAAACUCAAGUGUAAAAAUGAAGGCAGCAUAUCAUAGCAGCAUACAUUCCGAACAAAGUUAACACCCAGCGCAUCCAGUUCCGGGUGAGGACACAGGCGGGAGGAACUUCAGUGGACCAUGUCCCAGCCACCCUGCGCCAGAGCAGGGCGGGACCAGGACUGCCGUCCCUGCGGCCAGCAGACGGCUCCAGCUUGUCUUGCAGCAGCAUCCUUUGACCACUGUAACCAGUCAUGCCUCAGGAGCCGAGAAGGCUUGAGUUCUGCAGUGAGUUGAUAGGAUGCUGCCAGACCAGCAGGACAGCAUCAGCUGGGAAGAGUGGAGUCCUGAAGUCAGAACCAGCAGCUUCCCUCUCAGCAGCCGGCGUAAUA
This is a messenger RNA of Fukomys damarensis (Damara mole-rat), 1947 nucleotides long. It is a transcript of the gene Prpf18, whose product is annotated as pre-mRNA processing factor 18. Gene Ontology annotation, cellular component: U2-type post-spliceosomal complex; U4/U6 x U5 tri-snRNP complex; U5 snRNP. The transcript has 11 exons. The coding region runs from base 1 to 1047 and encodes 348 amino acids. Gene Ontology annotation, biological process: RNA splicing; generation of catalytic spliceosome for second transesterification step. Lineage: Eukaryota; Metazoa; Chordata; Mammalia; Rodentia; Bathyergidae. The record is from RefSeq and is a predicted model, not a curated record.